CGGCCGCCUCCGGACGGGGCGGUGCCGCCCGAGCCGCGCUGCGGGUCCGGGGCCGGGCUGGGACCGGGACAGCGGCGGAGAGAGGUUAUCGGGAGCGUUUAACCAGGUUCACCUCCUAACUUGCUGUUUGCGCUGGAGAGGCGUAUUGACAUGAAAACUUUCAGCAAGACACUUGUACUGCCGUGAGUCUGGGAAGGCUGUCACUUCCGUGGGAGGUAAAAUAAGAACAUGGCAUGAUGUCCUUUGGAAAAGGAGCGAUGGCAGCCAUCAGGAAGAAGCUGGUGAUUGUGGGAGACGGCGCUUGCGGGAAGACGUGUCUGCUGAUCGUGUUCAGCAAGGACCAGUUCCCUGAGGUCUACGUACCCACUGUGUUUGAGAACUACAUUGCUGACAUAGAGGUGGAUGGGAAGCAGGUGGAGUUGGCCCUGUGGGACACGGCGGGACAGGAGGACUACGACAGGCUGCGGCCCCUCUCCUACCCGGACACAGAUGUUAUCCUCAUGUGCUUCUCCAUCGACAGCCCGGAUAGUCUCGAGAACAUCCCUGAGAAGUGGACGCCAGAGGUGAAGCACUUCUGCCCCAACGUGCCCAUCAUCCUGGUGGGGAACAAGAAGGACCUGCGGAAUGACGAGCACACGCGGCGGGAGCUGGCGAAGAUGAAGCAGGAGCCGGUGAAGCCGGAGGAAGGGAGGGACAUGGCCAACAGGAUCAAUGCCUUCGGCUACCUCGAGUGCUCGGCCAAGACAAAGGAGGGUGUGCGGGAGGUCUUCGAGAUGGCCACCCGUGCAGGCCUGCAGGUGCGGAAGAACAAGAAGCGCAGGGGCUGCCCCCUGCUGUGAGCGGCCCCGGGGCUGCCCCGCGCCCGCGGGGAGGGACCUGCUGCUGCCAGGACCUGCCCAGCCCCCCCAGAGCUGCCACCCAAGCCCCCGGGUGUCCCUGCAAGACUCCAGGGCCAUGAGGGGCCAGUGCCUUCAGUGCCCUCUGCUCUCUGUGGGCAUGUGCGUAGCUGCCCACAUCGUCCCGUUUUGUACCGGUCUCCCUGGUUUCACCUGUCCCGUGGGGACUGCCACGGUGUCUGCUCUCCCUCCCCAGCCCUGGGAGGUGCUGCUGGCUGCUGCCCACAGCUCGUGUCUGGGCUCUGCUGGGCAUGGGGGUGCCCUGCCCGUGGCGGGCAGCUCGCACCAGCCUUUUGUAGGGACUUGCCCAGGGCAGCUCUCAGCCCUGCCUGCACAGAGCCAGGCUCGGCUGCUGCCAGCAGCUCCCGGGACCCAGCACCCCUGCCCAGCUCUGCCCUGAUGCCUUCUUCCAGUCUGCGUUGGUCACGGACUUAGCACCAGUAAACUGAACUGCACAAUUGGGAAAAUAAAUGCAAACUGGUAUUUUAGUAAUUGUA
Molecule: messenger RNA, 1393 nt
Organism: Apus apus (common swift)
Lineage: Eukaryota; Metazoa; Chordata; Aves; Apodiformes; Apodidae
Gene: RHOC
Product: ras homolog family member C
Exons: 7
Coding region: 234-839 (201 amino acids)
Biological process (GO): small GTPase-mediated signal transduction
Cellular component (GO): neuron projection
Molecular function (GO): GTPase activity; GTP binding
Source: RefSeq, a predicted model, not a curated record